Messenger RNA from Chironomus riparius, 475 nucleotides. The record is from the annotation of a GenBank genome assembly. Lineage: Eukaryota; Metazoa; Arthropoda; Insecta; Diptera; Chironomidae.
GAAAUUUGCACACAUCUCAAGUAUGUUGUAGUGUCGAGUGGAAAAAGGUAUUUUCUGUAUAUAACAUGCGGUGUCAUCGAAUAUCGUAAACAAAGUCUAGCUUUACAUUGAUAAAGAAACAAUACAUUCGGAAGUAAAAUAAUAAAUAAAAAUUGACACUAAAAUGGGCUGCAAAUGUUGUUCACAAAACUGUACCUGCAAGGAUCAAUCUUGCGGUCAAGGAUGUCAAUGUGCUAAAGACUGUAAAUGUCCAUGUACUGUACCUGCACUGAUCAAUCAUGUGGCCAAGGAUGCUCAUGCACAAAAGACUGCAAAUGUCAUUGCGUCUCUGGAAGUAAGGCUGAUUGCUGCAAGAACUGUGGACAUUAAAAAUUUGGAUUUGUGAAUUCCUUUACGACGAUUUAAAUGCAAAUGUAUUUAAUUUAUUAUUCCACUUAAUUGCAAUUUAAUAAAUUUGGGAAUUUUAUAAAAUAAA